AUGGACCCAUAUGUUAUACUAGAACAAUAUUGCCCUGGGAAUUAUAACAGGUUUAGAAAAAUAUCCCACAUAUCGUUGGACAAACACCUGAAUUUUUAUUCGUAUGACCAAAUCAUUUUUCGUGAAAACUCAGAAUGCAAAACAUGCCAUAUGUUAAAACCUGCAAGAAGUAAACAUUGUAAAUAUUGUUUGUCAUGUAUAUCUCGCUACGACCACCACUGCUUUUUGUUAAACAACUGUAUCGGCGGAUACAACCAUAUUUAUUACUUGGUUUUUAUAUAUACAAACAUCAUAAUUACCUUUCAUUCUAACUAUAUAACAUCUCGCUGUCUGUAUAAUAUCAUUAAAUAUGAAAAUCUUCUAAAAGCUACAUUUAUAAACCAAGUGAGCAAAGAUGAAUUGCCGAAUUCGUAUUUAACUAUUGCUUUGUACCUAUUUUCCAAAUACAGUCCCACGUUCUCCCUAUUUAUGAUAUCUCUACUUUGCUUACCCCUUUUAAUCUUACUUUUUUUGCGUGAUAUCUUUUCCAAUUUUUGCCUGAACAUAACGAACAAUGAAAAGACAAAGUAUAAUAAUUUAAAAGGUAAUAGUCCCGUGAACAGACAAUUUUACAACAAAGGUUUCAUAAGGAACGUGCAAGACGUGUUCUUUUACAAAAAAAAUGUGGAAAAUUUUUUUAAAAAAAAUUCAUAA
Molecule: messenger RNA, 693 nt
Organism: Plasmodium gonderi
Lineage: Eukaryota; Apicomplexa; Aconoidasida; Haemosporida; Plasmodiidae
Product: palmitoyltransferase
Exons: 8
Coding region: 1-693 (230 amino acids)
Biological process (GO): protein targeting to membrane; peptidyl-L-cysteine S-palmitoylation
Cellular component (GO): endoplasmic reticulum; Golgi apparatus
Molecular function (GO): protein-cysteine S-palmitoyltransferase activity
Source: RefSeq, a predicted model, not a curated record